CCAUGUGGUGGAAGCUGACUCGAAGAAUAAGGCCUUGUGAAAAGCUAACUGUAUCGUCGUCGGCGCUGCAGAAACUGCUCCGUGCGUGUGGGAUAAUGGCUGAGGACCUCGCAUCUCCGCCACCCGCUAAACGGAGGUGCGCGGAGCCCGAGGCCGGCGAGGAGGAGCCGCAAACGCUCGUAGCGUCUCGUGAUGAACACAACAUUGAUGAUGAUGAUGAUGAUGAUGAUGCUAGCAAACCAUUAAUAGAGCCACCUGAGCCAGUCAAAGUAUAGUGUAUCAAUGCACACGCACAGGGUUUGCAUAAAGAUAGAGCAAUAAUACUUAUUCCACCAUUUCUUUGUCUUUCUGUCCAUUCAUUUUCUGACGUAUUAUCAUGUAUUAUAGAAAGUACGAACUUCUAGCUAUCAUAAAUUUUGUUCAAUAGUUUCAGAGAAUCAAAAGAAAAAAGUGUGCCCUUCUCCUUUCCUACAACGGUCAGGGCUACCUCGGAAUGCAACUGAAUCCCGGAACCAAGACAAUUGAGAGAGACUUGCUCGAGGCACUGGCCAAGGCUGAGGCUUUUCCUGACGAAAUGAAAUUGGAUUUGGGAAAGCUUCAGUUUCAGCGAUGCUCGCGAACUGACAAAGGGGUGUCGGCAGCUAGACAAGUCGUCUCCAUAAAGAUAAGGCCUGAGAAGAGGGUCAUUGAGCUAGCGAACCAGUACCUGCCACCUCAAAUCAGGAUAAUGGGACUGCGCAGGGCGACAAAGACGUUCAAUAGCAAGACAGCCUGCAGUUCGAGAACAUACGAAUACCUUCUUCCAACAUAUGCCUUCGCUCCCUACGCUUGGACAACACUGGACUAUAGAAUUGAUGACAGUACCAGAGAAAAGGUUGGCCGGCUGCUAAAGAUGUAUGAGAAAUCGCACAACUACCACAACUUCACUUCUGGCAAGAAAUACGAGGAAGACAGUGCCAUGAGACACAUCAUAUCAUUCACAUGUGAUGCUCCCUUUCUUGCAAGUCGCUCGUCUCAGCCGCAAAUAUUGAAUUCAACGACACAAGAAAAGAGAGAGGAAGAGAGAGAGGGAGAGAGAGAGGGAGAAAAUGGGAAGGAAUUGCAAACUAGCGCAAAGACUAAAACUGAGAGCAGCGAAGUAGAAAAUGAUGCUGCAAAGUGUGGUGAUGAACAGAAUGUAAAGAUGGAAGACGGAAAUGCUGUUGAAAAGAGUGACAGUGGUGCUGACUGUGGACACAUGGGGAAAGAAGAGAGCAAACAAUCUGCAAAGAAAGUCGAAUUCAUGACUUUGAAAGUCAAAGGUCAGAGCUUCAUGAUUCACCAGAUUCGGAAGAUGGUGGGUCUCGUUAUCGCCAUAGUGAGAGGGUUUGCCCCUGAGACGACGCUCAUUGAGGCUUUUCAAAAGGGGAAGGUUGAUAUUCCGAGAGCACCUGCAUUGGGACUACUUCUGGAGAAUGUGAGCCUUUCAUACCAACUUGUUCACUGUCAAAGUAUUGGUCGAUGAUAAUAUACUAGUUUAGCUACUAGUACUAGCAGAUCAUGACAGAGAAGCUCAUGACAGAGAUUUGAGGUCGGAUUAAGAAGAUUAUGAAGGAAGGUUCAGUGGGGCAUGCAAAAUUUUGACACGUGAAUACACAUUGCAAUUAUGUGUGUAUACACACGGUUCUGCUAUAGCUAUUAUUGCACUACUGCCAAUUGCGGGGUGUACUAAUUGUAUGCAAGUGUUAAGUGUUUUUCUCUGCCCUAAAUGUACACAAUG
Messenger RNA from Geodia barretti, 1759 nucleotides. NCBI's taxonomy places the organism in Eukaryota, Metazoa, Porifera, Demospongiae, Tetractinellida, Geodiidae. The record is from the annotation of a GenBank genome assembly.